CUGCACUACGGGACCCUCCUGGGCAGCAGAGCUUGUGCCCACAUGGCAGCAGCUGCCUGGGCCACUGGCUUUCUCAAUGCUCUGCUGCACACAGCCAAUACAUUUUCCCUGCCCCUGUGCCAGGGCAAUGCCCUGGGCCAGUUCUUCUGUGAAAUCCCACACAUCCUCAAGCUCUCCUGCUCACACUCAGGCUACCUCAGGGAAAUUGGGCUUCUCUUGUUUACUGUCUCUUUAGGACUUGGUUGUUUCAUUUUCAUUGUUUUCUCCUAUGUGCAGAUCUUCAGGGCUGUGCUGAGGAUCCCCUCUCAGCAGGGACGGCACAAAGCCUUUUCCACCUGCCUCCCUCACCUGGCUGUGGUCUCCCUGUUCCUCAGCACUGCCAUAUUUGCUGACCUGAAGCCCCCCUCCAACUCCUCCCCAUCCCUGGAUCUGGCCCUCUCAGUUCUGUACUCAGUGGUGCCUCCAAUCCAGUCUUCCCCUCCUGUUCACAGGGACGUCCUGUGA
Molecule: messenger RNA, 504 nt
Organism: Pipra filicauda (Wire-tailed manakin)
Lineage: Eukaryota; Metazoa; Chordata; Aves; Passeriformes; Pipridae
Product: olfactory receptor 14J1-like
Exons: 2
Biological process (GO): G protein-coupled receptor signaling pathway
Cellular component (GO): membrane
Molecular function (GO): olfactory receptor activity
Source: RefSeq, a predicted model, not a curated record